AUGGAGAGCGAUGGUGCAGAAAGGGACAGCUCCGGUGUGGGUGUCCGCGCGCUGACGGGCUGCGCUCUCUGCGCGCUCAUCCUCUCCACGCUGCUGGGGAACACGCUCGUGUGCGCCGCCGUCAUCAAAUUCAAACACCUCCGAUCCAAAGUCACCAAUUUCUUCGUCAUAUCCCUCGCAGUUUCCGAUCUCUUCGUGGCUGUUCUGGUCAUGCCGUGGAAAGCAGUCUCUGAGGUGGCCGGCUGCUGGCUCUUCGGGAGCUUUUGUGACACUUGGAUAGCUUUCGAUAUCAUGUGCUCAACGGCGUCUAUCCUCAACCUGUGCAUCAUCAGUUUGGACAGAUACUGGGCCAUCUCAAGCCCCUUCCGUUACGAGCGCAAAAUGACCCAAAGGAUGGCGUUUAUAAUGAUCGGGAUGGCGUGGACACUUUCCGUCCUGAUCUCUUUCAUUCCGGUCAGACUGAACUGGCACAGGGCUGAGGACCACAGCGCGCCCUUGAACCUCACCGUCAGCUCGGAGGACUGCACGGCGACUUUAAACAGGACUUAUGCUAUUGCAUCUUCACUAAUAAGCUUUUACAUCCCUGUUAUAAUCAUGAUAGGAACAUAUACGCGGAUCUACCGGAUC
Molecule: messenger RNA, 627 nt
Organism: Sinocyclocheilus rhinocerous
Lineage: Eukaryota; Metazoa; Chordata; Actinopteri; Cypriniformes; Cyprinidae
Product: D(5)-like dopamine receptor
Exons: 1
Biological process (GO): positive regulation of MAPK cascade; adenylate cyclase-activating adrenergic receptor signaling pathway
Cellular component (GO): plasma membrane
Molecular function (GO): G protein-coupled receptor activity
Source: RefSeq, a predicted model, not a curated record